GGAAGCGAAAUCGAAAGCGAGCGCCUGGCUGGAGGAUUCGGAGCUGGGCCCGGGCCAGAGGCUCCCGGGAUGGACCCCGAGAGGCCGGGCUCUGCCCCACUGCCCUGCACCCUGCAGCCAGCGAGCGAGCCAGGCUUUGUGCCGCUUCCCUUCUUCCUCCGGCACGAUUCCCCAAUGUCCUGGGACCUCUGUGCCCCUAUCCCAGCUGCCGAGAGCCUGGACUCAUGGGAGAGUGGCUUGCUGUGGGAUGGAAGGUCUCUGGUCAUCGCCAAUUCUUCCCGGGGGCAGCCGGGGAUGCCAGGGGGAGCUGGCUCCAUCUCCCCACAGCCACCUCUGGAUCUCUCUGGCUUUCCUUCGGCCGAGCCUUGGGACAUCCUCUCGCCGGAUGCCCCCGCUGAUGCAGCCCCCGAUUUCGUUCAUCCCCUGGUGGCGGCUGCUCACCUGGAUCCUGGUGCUCCGUGGUUGAUGUCAACGAUAAAUCCAGCUGGAUUUACCCCUCCUCUACCACCUCUGGAUCCUGCUGGUUUUCCUUCACCCGCACUCUGGACCGGGCCCCAUAUGGACGCCCCUCCUGACGCAGCCCCCGAUCCUGCUCUGCCCUCUGUGGCUGCUGCCUGCCUGGAUCCCACAGACGUACCCCCGACAUCAAAGACAAAUCCAGACUUGGGUGAAGUCUUGGCCCACGUCUCUAACACCUUGAGAUGCCACCCCAAGGGUAUGAGGGUGAAGCCACUGAUGAAGAGGCUGCGGAAGGAGCAUGGGGUGGAUCUGUUGGCAUUCAGCCAGGACGGAGGGUACCGGGGAGUCGUGUCCUUCCUGCAGGAGAUGCCGGGUAUUGAACUCUGGAACCCUGAGAAAGGAGAGAAGUGUCGUGUCCUGAGCUGUAUCUUUAAGAAGAACAUCACAGACCCCCUGCCGCUACUCUGCAGCACCCUGGGCUCCUUCCCCAGUGGCCUGCGGGUCUUCAGCCUGAGGAAGGCCAUGUGGCAGAGGCACGGGGUGAACUUGGAGGAAUUCAGCCAGCAACAGGGAUAUCUGAGCACCCUGGACUAUCUGACCAGGCUGCGUGGGAUCAGGCUGCAGGGUCUGGAGAGAGGGGAAAAGUGUCUUGUCCAGCUUCAGAAGGGUGAGGCUGUGAAGCCCCCUGCCCCACAGCCCCCCCCAGGCCUUGCUCCCCCAUCAGCCCGGCACAGCAGCAGCCCCCCGCCCGAUGCCCCUGCCAACGGGGGGCUGACGGGAGCCCCAGGGGAGACGCCCGGCUUGGCCGAGUUCUCGGCCUGGGUGCGGGACGUGCUGGGCCGUUUCCCGCUGGGGCUGAAGGUGGGCAAGCUGAAGGAGGCGCUGCGGAGCGAGCGUGGGCUGGACCUGGAGGAGCUGAGCCAUCAGCGGGGCUGCAGGGACGCCCUGCACCUGCUCCAGGCUCUGCCCCACCUCUGGCUGCGGGACCCAGAGAAGGGCGAUGCCUGCCUGGCCCGGCUGGACGCGGAUGCUGCUGUUAAUGCCCCCACCCCCUCCCAGCCUGCUGAGGUGGGGGGGCCGGGCGCCGUGGGCCCAGCGAGGCGGACGCAGGGCCAGCGUCGGGUGGCAAAGCCCGGCGCAAUGGAGACGUUGAUCCAGGGCACCCUGGCCCCCUACCCCUUUGGCAUCCGGGUGAAGAACCUGCGGAAGCUGCUGGCAGGGAAGCAUGGAGCUGAGCUGGAGGCCUUCAGCCAGGCCAGAGGCUAUGGGGACAUGGUCUCCUUCCUGCGGGAUGUCCCGGGACUCACACUCCGGGGCCCAGAGAGGGGCAGCAACUGCAUCGUUCAGCUCCAGAGAGGGUCCCCGCAUCCCCACGCAGCUUCCUGUCCCGGGGAAGCAGCUGCCGGCAUUCCCUCAGAGCCAGGGGCGGCCGACAGCUGGGACGCCGGGGACCAGGACCCAGAGCCUGCUGCUGCGCUGGAGAGAGGUGCGACUGAGGUCCUGAUGCUGCUCAAGUGCCUGCUACGUCCUUACAAGUCUGGCCUGCAGCUGCAGAAGGUGCAGGAGUUGAUGCUGGAGAGACACGGGCUGGAUCUGAAGCGGUUUGUGAGCUCUCAGGGCAAGGAGGAUGUGCUCAGAUACCUGCAGAGGCACCUCCCCGCGCUGAAGUACAAGCAGCCGGAGAAGGGAGCCAAGUGUAUCGUCUGGCUGGGGACAGGGCAGAAGAAAGGCUUUGAAUCUUUGCCCCCUGGCAGUGCCCGCCCCUUGCCUGGCUCCAAGAGGUGCCUCCUCCCAACGAAUGCUGCAGAGCGCCCACCCCCACCCACCACCGACUGCCUCAACCCCCGGCUGCCCAGUGCUACCACCAACCAGCCUCUGCUUCCCAGCCUGCCCUCGGGCCGGGAGCCCCUCCGUGCCCCUGCCGUCCUGGGCAAGCUGGGAAAGUCCCCAGGGGCCAACCCCCACCUCCCAGCCUGGUUACUGAGCCCACCCCGGCCCACCGGCGCCUGCUCAGGCCUGCGAACAGAGGAGGAGACCCAGGAGUCCAGGGCCAGGCCUGUCAGCGCCCCCUUGGUUCUGCGAACAGAGGAGAGGACCCAGGAGUCCAGGGCCAGGCCUGCCAGCGCCCCCUUGGUUCUGCGAGCAGAGGAGGGGACCCAGGAGUCCGGGGUCCAGCCCCCUGAGGACCUGAGGGAGCUGAAGCGGAAGGUGGGGGCCAUCCUGGCUGGGCACCCCAAGGGCAUGUCCCUCUUCCAGUUCCGUGCUGCGUACAGCGCCGCCCACCAGCACCCGCUGCCCCUGGGCCGCACGGCCUCCACCAAGCAGCGGCUGGCGCAGAUGCCCGACGUGGUGAGGAUGCAGGGUUGCGGGGUGCAGAUGCUGCUGCUGCCAGUGGACCCCAACGAAUCCCCCAGGGCAGAGCCUGGUCUCGCCCUGUGGAUCCCACAAGAAGCUGCUGCCCUGGUUGGAGACUCCGACGAUCCAGCUGAGCCCCCGCCUGCCCCUGCUGUUCCUGACCCAGCUGGGGACCCCGACACCCCAACUGAGCCCCCUCCCACCCUGGCUGAGAUCCCUCUAGUCCUCACAGCUCCUGCCCCGUCUGGGGACAUCCCAGCUGAGCCCCCUCCCGUCCCUGCAGCUCCCAACCUGACUGGGGACCCCGACACCCCAGCUGAGCCCCCUCCCACCCUGCCCGAGAUCCUUCCAGUCCUCACAGCUCCUAACCCAGCUGGGGACCCCAGAGUCCCAGUCAAGCCCCCUCCCACCUUCGUGGCUCCGAGAUGGGGGCCGAGUCCCCAGGCCGUGCAGCGCCCAGAGGCCGCCGGACCUGAAGCCAACUGGGAGUUACCUGCCUUGGUGCCCAGCGCCCCUGUGGUUCUCCCGGCAUCGGGGCCGGGCAGCAGCUCCUGGUUCUGGCUUGGGGUGGAGUCCCCCCCCGCCCUGGGUGAUCCUGAUGCUGCUGCUUGCCCAGUUGUGUACCCUCCCCUCCAGGAGGUCCCCCCGGCCCCCUCUGCAGGCCCAGAGCCACCCUCCCUGUGCCCAGCGACACCGGGGCCACCCCAGGCCCGGCUCAAGCGGGUCCAGUUGGUGCCUCCCUUCCAAGACCACCCCUGGGCUGGGGAUGCCCCUCGGGCGCAGCCGGUCCCUAAAGCCCUGGGUCCGAAUCAGGGCACGUCAGCGGCCGUGGGAUCCCCUGUGGGCUCGAUCCCUGCAGCUCCAUCUGUGGGCCAGGUCGUCUCCCCUGCUAAGCAGCUCCUAGGGUCGGCCCCGGCUCCUCUCCCUCCUCCAGAUUCCAGCGGCUUAGUGACCCCCGAGCAGGGCUGGCCAGAUGCUGGGUGCCCUGGCUCGGGUGGAGAUAUCGGCUCUUCUGUUGACCCCUCGCUGCACUGCCGUCCGGCCCAGCCAGUCCCUUCUGCAGGGAGAACCCAGCCGGGCCCGCGGGCUGGGAUCCCCUCUGCCCCACCGGCCCACUCGCCACAACGCCACACUGACACCUGCGUUCUCCUAUAGCCACCGCUGGCAAUUUGGGCUGGUGGCUCUGGGUGGAGCAGGUUGGCUUGUGGCCAACUCAGCACAACGGGGCUUUGCGGAGCUCUGCAGGCGAGGUCGGGAAAUGAACUCCUGUGAUAUCUCCAGCAGGGGGUACUGGGGCAUUUUACCCCCCCACCCCAGGCCCUCUGAGCAUUGGGGCUUUUCUCCCCACCAGGACUUGAUCUCUUUAUCUAGUGGCCUUGAAAACGUUGGCUUACAACUUUAAAGAAGUGGCCACUGACUAUUGUGGGGGGGAGGUGGCUUAAUUUGAGGACUUCCAACGCCAGAGCUGCCCUGAGACCCCCCCCUCCUCCUCCCACCGAAUCGUGAGUGCUCGGUGGUUCUGGAAGCCAGUUGUGGCUUUUCAACGGAACGUUGCCCCAAACUGGUGGCCAGUUGCCGAAAUCGGUGGUCAGUCACCAAUGGCUCAGCGAAAGUGGCUUGCGCCCCGUGUGGAGCUUCGAGAUUUUAGCCAUUAAAUUUUCUAACAAACGUCA
This is a messenger RNA of Chelonoidis abingdonii (Abingdon island giant tortoise), 4487 nucleotides long. The record is from RefSeq and is a predicted model, not a curated record. Lineage: Eukaryota; Metazoa; Chordata; Testudines; Testudinidae.